Messenger RNA from Chara braunii, 583 nucleotides. Lineage: Eukaryota; Viridiplantae; Streptophyta; Charophyceae; Charales; Characeae. The record is from the annotation of a GenBank genome assembly.
ACAUCCAGCCUGCGCAUGCUCGACGUCAUUCUAUAUAUAGCCCAACCUCUCGUAAAUUUCACGUCACUACGAGGAUGGCUGGAGCUCGGCGCGAUCUGACGAUCACCAGGUAUCUCUUGAUUCAAGAUACGAUCGAUGCAGACCACAUCGCCUCGGCGAAGAGGAUGUCGAUGGUGUUCGAUGGGACUCCGACUCGAUGGCUUCGCUUCGUCGGGAUCGUCAACAACAGACGUGGGUUUCUUCCGGAAGAGCGAUCCGAGAUUCGAUUGAACGUGAUUCGACGUCCAAAUGAGUUGCAAGGGCAUACAUUGUAUUUCCAUCGUGUCUCGAACAUGGAGCUUGUCUCUCGACUCACCGUUGGAGUACUCUUCAGACGAUCCGGAGCGCGAAUGGUGUUCCUUUGGCCUCGAAACACUUCCGCUCGACACCUUAAGCGCCUCGGCAUACCUUUCUGGUCCGUCCUGUUGACAUUGGCGCGACGAAUGGCGGAGCUCUACAACACGAGCGACCUAUGACUACGAUGGCAAGGACGAGUGUGGUGGAUGGCGAUCAACGAGGCGUUCAUCUGGUGGCAUACCCGACU